UAUCCUCAAUUGUCGCAACACCAUAUCAGGGAUGAGUAGGUUUGACUGAAACCUAAUCCCCUGAUUUUUUCUCAAUCUGAACCAUAUGAGAAUGGAGAUAUCCUUUGGACAGUUCUCCCCGCCCACCGGCAAAAUGACAUCUUAUGCGUUUAGUUUACUUUAAAAAUGAAUUAUCCAAUAAUUAUUGCCUUAUUUUUCUUCACAAUAAUUCUACUUAUUAAUGCAGCACCGCAAUAUGAUCUUUUUUCUGGACAACAUAUAGGUGCGCAUGGAACAGGAAUGGGGCCAUCUACCUAUUCUUGGAACUUUCCAUUCUGGAGAUUCUUCAAAAGUUAA
Molecule: messenger RNA, 336 nt
Organism: Meloidogyne enterolobii
Lineage: Eukaryota; Metazoa; Nematoda; Chromadorea; Rhabditida; Meloidogynidae
Source: the annotation of a GenBank genome assembly